Molecule: messenger RNA, 2412 nt
Organism: Vitrella brassicaformis
Lineage: Eukaryota; Vitrellaceae
Source: the annotation of a GenBank genome assembly
AUCCACCCAUCGCUUUGUGUCAUCGAAAACACACACAAAAGGUCGUCACCGAAAAACACACAUCGAAGAAGGCCACAUGGGGACAAAAAACUCAAUCUAAGGGGAAUCCAAGAUACUCUGAACACCAGCGGACAAAUUCAGUACCGAACCCCUCCACAGGGCACGGGUCUACAUAACACAAAACAACCAUCGUUUCCUUCGCCUGCCCCCCGCCUCCACAUCACUGAUUGCCUUUACUUACCGGCUUAUCAGUGAUCUCCUCCACCGCUCGGUCAGCAGGAAGCUCAAAGACGUACUCGUGGAACAGCAGCCGGUCCUCGAUGUCUUCGCCUGUCUUCUUCUUGGGCCAUUGCGGCUUGAUCGAGCCGCCUUGUGGGAUGGCCCACACGAUGCGCCAGGUCUUCUCGCCAUCCCCGAUCGCUGGGCUUGUCCUCAAAUUGUCGAUCAACGUUUCGUUGAAUCCGCGGGCUGAGUGCUCGCUGUCGACGGUGACUUGAAUGAGGUAGAUGACGUCUUCAGCGCUGUCGAUGUACAGCGAGUCGAUGACCGGCCAGUUCUUGGACUCGGGCACCCAGAAGCCAGGCUUGCGCACGUUGCCAUAAGGCUUCUUCGGGAGUUUGCUGCGACGGAACAGACGGGGCUCACUGUCCUGCUGGGUGGUGUCCAGCGAGACCCGGAUCACAUCCGUCAGCGUGUCCUGCGGCGUCUGCAUCCUUGACGCUCGAGAGUCCUUGCCCACACGUUCCAUAUGGUGGUCGAGGGGCUCCAGACUUAUCGGGCGCCUGGUCACAGACAGAAACUCAUGGACGAGGCCCUCAAGCAGCUCCACCUUCUGCCCGGCGAUCUUUCUGGGGUCCAUGAUGAUGUCGAGCUCAUUUCUCAGCUGCUGCUUGCUCAGCUUGCGGACGAAUCGGCCGAGGAUAUAAGACGAGCGCCAGACGACCUUCCCAAAGGAGUAGGGGCCGCUGACCUUGGGAUCGGGAUCCAGGGACAUAAGAAAGGUCUCAGGGACAUCGUCAGGUUUGGCCUCUGGGGCUUCUCCGGUCCACAGUCGGACGACAUCAUACCGCAAGUUGUCAAGGGCGAGGUCCACAUCCUUCUUGACCUCAGGCAGAGGUCUCAGGUAAUCGCGGAUGAUGCCACCCGCAUAGGGACGCUUGUCAUCCAGCUGGUCGAGCCACUCAGUGCCCUCAAGGGCCUCAGAAACCUCCUCCUCAGUCCAGGUGGGCAUGACCAGAUUGAGUGUGAGCCUUUUCUUGAACUCGUUGUAGUUACCCUUGCGCGCCGAUGCAGCCAGCACGACGCUGCCCGGCCACAACUUAGUCAGGGAACCUUCAAAGCCUGCACCACACACACACACACACACACACAGAGAGAGAGAGAGAGAGACUCACUCUCACACACGCAGGCGUGCAGUCCCGUUCCCUCCCGCCCUGAACUAACCGUCGAUCAGCAGCCAGUUGCGUCGUAGUGAGUCCACGGGCUGCGUCUAUAGCGACUGGAACAACGUCUCUAGCGGGUUGCGAAUUCUCACAAAGCCGUCCUUCGACAGCUCAUACACCUUCCGGUCGACAUUCGAUGACCUGAAUGAAAACCAGGAGGAGCGAACAGGUCACAUGAUCACGUCUGGCCGCCAGCAAGUCGUUGCUGACUUACCUAUCGGAGUUGUCCACGAACCAGAUCUUGAAGUUCUCGCCUCGGUGCAUCUCGGCUUUCAGCACGGCCAAGAAGAAGAAAAGGAACCAAGUCAAGCCGACUCCCGAUGAGCCACGCAGCAGAGCGCGAAAGUACCCCCGAUUUGAGGACGUCUCCUUGUUCAAGUUCUUAUGCCCGUCCAUAAUGAUCUCGGCGAUGUCAACAUAGGCCUUGCGCACCAGCAACUUCAGACCCUCCGUGAGAGGUAUCUUGAUUGGUGUUGCCUUGAGGUGGAUGGGAUCCACUGACUCCCAGUAUGGUUGCAGCUCGAGUGGCCCUAAGAAGAUCGGGAUCGGCGGCGGGUUGGCUGUCCGCGCUUUCACGGAGGCCUGAAAAUCAGACAGACAGACAAACAAACAAACAGACAGACAGACAGACAGACAGACAGACAAGACCAAUGAAUGCACAAAAAUGCACUCAUCACGCCUGCCGGUCACGUACGUACCUCCUCCUCUGGCUCCUCUGCGUGAAGGGCAGUCGCCCUCUGCACGGGGCGAUGAGUCGGGCGUUGCAGGCGAGCCGCCAGGGGGGCAAGAAACGUGAGACGAGCCGAUUGGCGCACGCCAGCCACCCUAUGAGCGAAGGCAAGGCACGCAGUCAGGAGAAGGGAAAGCGCAGAUGCCAUAGCGGUGACCUGUGAAUGAAUGCAGAGAAAGCGCAAAACACGACGCAAGUGAGGUGUCAUCCAUCGACGCGCAGAUCUCCUCACCAUCAUAG